This is a messenger RNA of Aegilops tauschii subsp. strangulata, 1565 nucleotides long. RefSeq lists its product as uncharacterized. NCBI's taxonomy places the organism in Eukaryota, Viridiplantae, Streptophyta, Magnoliopsida, Poales, Poaceae. The record is from RefSeq and is a predicted model, not a curated record.
AGCUACGUUAUUUUCGUCGUUGCCAAAACCACGAAACCAGGAAACCCACUCACCCACCCGCCGCCCCAGCCGCGCCGCUUUUCCCGUCUAAGCUCGCCAUCCGCCUCGGCGCCGCAAUACAUAUGGCCUGCGCCGCCGGCUCCGCGCGGAAGGCAUCGGCCGUGCUGUACCACUACCCGUGCCCGGACGGCGCAUUCGCCGCGCUCGCCGCCCACCUCUACUUCUCCGCCGCCGCCCUCCCCGUCCGCUUCUUCCCCAACACCGUCUAUGACCCCAUCAGGAGCGAUGGUCUUCCGUUUGACGAAAUUGAAGAUGUUUACCUUCUUGACUUCGUAGGGCCUCCUGGUUUUGUUGCUGAUAUAGCCCCGAAAGUUCAGAGUGUAACAAUCUUAGACCAUCAUAAGACUGCCAUGGAAAGUCUGUGUGGGAGUGCCACACUUGGAGAAAACGUGAAUAAGGUGAUUGACAUGCAACGCAGUGGAGCAACAAUUGCAUUCGACUACUUUAGGAACAAGUUAUUAACAGAAGCUAGUACUUCACGGAAUCAUGGAAGUGGUAAUUCUGUAACUGAAAUGAAAUAUCUACCUGAAAACAAGCUUGAAAUGGUGCACAAGCUUUUCAAGUUUAUUGAGGAUGGAGAUCUAUGGAGAUGGACUAUUCCAAAUAGCAAGGCCUUCAGCAGUGGCCUCAAAGAUCUGAACAUUGAAUUUAAUGUCAAUUCAAAUGGGAAGUUAUUUGAUCAGUUGCUGGAGUUGGAUCCGGAGCAAGUAAUUUCUCGGGGACAAGUAACAUUAUCGCAGAAGCAAACAUUAAUUGAUGAUUGUUUGGAGAAGUCCUUUGAAAUUGCUCUAGGAUGUGGCCAGUUUGGGAAUUGUCUGGCUGUCAAUGCUGAUGCUAUUUCAAUGCUGAGAAGCGAACUCGGAAAUCAGCUCGCUAACAAGAGUCGGAAUUCGAAUCUGAGAGCUAUUGGUGCUGUAGUAUAUAAAGUCCCCGAGUUGAAUAAUGACGAGAUGCUAAAAAUCAGCCUGAGAAGUUUGGAACAAGAAGACACGACUUCUAUCUCCCAGGAAUUCGGAGGUGGGGGGCAUCGAAACGCAAGCUCAUUUCUGCUUAGUGUUGCAGAAUUUGAGAGGUGGAAGGUUGGAGCUGAACCUUCGAAUGCAGAAACUGCCUAGCCACCCGGUUUUCUCUAUUAUUCCCAUCAAUCAAGGAAGUGCUAAGGUUCAGAAGGACGAAGAUACAAAGGAUGGGAGCGGCUGGGUUUUAUGUUUUGGGGCGCAUCCCAUCAUCAUGCAAAGGAGCACAUUGCAGACGUGUGUGGAGACUUUAUUCAGCAUUGUGCUAUCACGCCGGCCGUAUUGUUUGACGCUCAUGAGUAUGCCUGGGGGAGCAAGCAGGGCUUGCCUUACCAAGUUUGCUGAAACUGUUGAGCAUCCGUGUGCACUUUUUCUGUAGGCUAAUCUAGACUUUAUGGACCCCUAGAACGGGCUAGCUUGUUACGACUUCCAUAAGCAACGGCACUGCUGUACUGUGGUAAUUAGCAACUUAGGGAUUUUCGGAUGCAA